AUGAGCACCCAACGCGGCAAGAUUGAAUAUGUCGUCUUUGACAUGGACGGACUCCUCAGUGAGCUGCGUGGGGCUGCUGAAAGGCUAACUCUACAGUGUGAGAAACGGAUGACUGAUUGUGGAACUGACAACAGCGACACCGAGCGUAUCUACACCGAUGUGACCAACCAAAUUCUUGGACGGUACGGCCUCACGAUGACGUGGGAGAUCAAGGCCGGACUCAUGGGCAAGGUUCAGCGCGAAUCAUGCGAAUACCUCUACUCGCACUUCCCCGGUCUCGAGGACAAGCUCAGCAUCGACGACUACCUCGCUGAGCGUGUGGUGAUGCAGGACGCGGCGUUCCGAGCGGUGCCGCCCAUGCGCGGUGCGGUGGCCCUCGUCCAGGGUCUGCACGCCGCUGGUAUCCCCAUCGCAUUGGCGACCGGAUCAACAAAGUUCAACUAUGACCUCAAGACUGGCCACCUCCCGGAACUCUUUGACAAGUUCCACCCCGACUGCAUCAUCACGGGCGACUCGCCCCUCAUCGCCCCUGGCCGCGGCAAGCCCAAGCCUGACAUCUUCCUCGCCGCAGCCCGCUCGUUGGGACAGGACGUCGGCGACGCCGAGAACUGCACCACAGCCCAGAAGGAACAGCGCGCUCGCGGACUGGUGUUUGAGGACGCCAAACUGGGCGUCAUGGCCGGUGUCGCCGCGGACAUGAAUGUCGUGUGGGUGCCCGAAGCGGAGCUGGUCGCGCUCAACCCCGGAGAAAACUACGGUGCCAAGCAGACACUCGAGCACCUCGAGGAAUGGAACUCGACCGAGUGGGGUCUCCCUCCUAUCCAGUUUUAG
This is a messenger RNA of Apiotrichum porosum, 831 nucleotides long. RefSeq lists its product as uncharacterized. Gene Ontology annotation, molecular function: phosphatase activity. The record is from RefSeq and is a predicted model, not a curated record. Lineage: Eukaryota; Fungi; Basidiomycota; Tremellomycetes; Trichosporonales; Trichosporonaceae. Bases 1 to 831 code for a protein of 276 amino acids. The transcript is spliced from 7 exons.